AUGUCACUCUCAUUCCUGCUUGUUGCUGGUGCUGUUGCUGGUGCUGUUGCUGGUGCUGUUGCUGGUGCUGUUGCUGGUGCUGUUGCCGGUGCUGUUGCUGGUGCUGUUGCCGGUGCUGUUGCUGGUGCUGUUGCCGGUGCUGUUGCUGCAUCGUCGCGCGCUACCAGCACGCAGCUCGAUGCUAGCAACCCCGGGUCAUCCAGAAGCGCGUCGUGGCCUAGCGUGGGGAAUAGAAUGCGCCGCGAAGCGUUGAUGAAUUCAGAGGCUGAGGGCAGCGUCGCGGGUGUUACGGCUUCGAUGCGCCAUUGGGUGCGUGGGGAAUCGACUGCGGCUGCUGCAGGGGUCCGGAGGGAUGGUGUGUCGUGCAUGAGAAGGGAAGGUUGGACCGAGUGUGUGCGAGGUGCGCUAGCCGGAUAA
This is a messenger RNA of Ascochyta rabiei, 417 nucleotides long. RefSeq lists its product as uncharacterized. The record is from RefSeq and is a predicted model, not a curated record. The transcript has a single exon. Bases 1 to 417 code for a protein of 138 amino acids. NCBI's taxonomy places the organism in Eukaryota, Fungi, Ascomycota, Dothideomycetes, Pleosporales, Didymellaceae.